Messenger RNA from Paraphaeosphaeria sporulosa, 1620 nucleotides. RefSeq names its product amino-acid permease inda1. The record is from RefSeq and is a predicted model, not a curated record. The transcript has 3 exons. Lineage: Eukaryota; Fungi; Ascomycota; Dothideomycetes; Pleosporales; Didymosphaeriaceae. Bases 1 to 1620 code for a protein of 539 amino acids. Gene Ontology annotation, biological process: amino acid transmembrane transport. Gene Ontology annotation, molecular function: amino acid transmembrane transporter activity. Gene Ontology annotation, cellular component: membrane.
AUGGACAAAAAUGGAACAUACUCAGAGGAGCCCUAUGUUCAAGGCGCCACGACAGUGGGUGCGGCCACAGGAAGAGGAGGCGACACGCAUCGUGGUCUGAAAUCCAGACAUAUUCAAUUCUUGGCCCUUGGAGGAGCAAUUGGAACAGGAUUGUUUGUCGGCUCAGGUGGCAUUCUCGCGCUUGUCGGUCCCGCUCCGUUAUUCAUGGCAUACCUCUCCAUGAUGAUGGUCGUCUGGUGUGUGAUGAACAACCUGGCUGAAAUGACCACGUACCUUCCCAUGAAGGGCAUCACCAUCCCAUACUUCGUCAAGCGAUAUGUCGACUCGAGCCUGGCUUUUGCUCUGGGCUGGAACUACUGGUAUGCUUAUGCGAUUUUAGUGGCCGCUGAAGCCACCGCCGGAGCCAUUCUCCUGGACUAUUGGAGCACGCCUGUGCCUGCUGGAGCCUGGAUCGCGAUUUUCAUGAUUGUCAUUCUCUUCCUGAAUAUCGUGGCUGUGGGCAUCUUUGGCGAAGCCGAAUUCUGGUUCGCCUCAAUCAAGUUUAUCACCAUCAUGGGCCUCAUCAUCCUAGGCAUUGUCAUAAUGCUCGGAGGCAGUCCGAAUGAUCAAGGCAGACUAGGCUUCCGCUAUUGGAACAACCCCGGAGCAUUCAAUCCAUAUCUAGUGGACGGAAAUACGGGACGAUUCUUAGGAUAUUGGACGGCUUUCGUGCGCGCUGGCUUUGCCUUCAUCACAUCUCCUGAACUGAUCGCUUUGGCUGCUGGCGAAACGAUAGCCCCACGACGAAACAUCCCCAAAGCUGCGCGUCGCUUCGUCUGGCGGCUCGCCAUCUUCUAUGGGCUCGGCUCGCUCAUCAUCGGUAUCAUUGUCCCCUCAGACGACCCUCGCCUCCUCAGCCCUGACUCAAACGCCACCGCCUCGCCCUUUGUCAUCGGCAUCGCCCGCGCCGGCAUAAAGGGCCUGAACCAUGUCAUCAACGCCGCCAUCCUCACCUCCGCGUGGUCCGCCGGCAACGCAUUCCUCUUCUCCGGCUCCCGCAUCCUCUACGGCAUGGCGCUGACCGGCGACGCGCCCAAGAUUUUUGGUAGAACCAGCAAGAACGGCGUCCCCUACGUCGCCGUGCUCGCUACAUGGGCCAUCGGCCUCCUCGCCUUCCUGAAUGUCUCCAACACCGGCGCACAAGUCUUCACGUGGUUCAGCAAUAUCUCCACCAUCUCAGGUUUCCUCGCCUGGAUCGUUGUCAUGAUUACGUACCUCCGGUUUCGCAAGGCAAUGCAGUUCCAAGGCCUGCUGCACACGCUGCCAUUCAAGACGCCGUUCCAGCCGUACUUCACGUACUUUGUGUUGGGCGUUGUGAGUAUACUUACUCUGACCAAUGGGUUUCAGGUGUUCUUCCCGAGCAAUUGGGCUGUGUCGGACUUUUUGGCGGCGUAUAUCACCCUGCCGAUUUUCAUCGUGCUGUAUCUCGGGCAUAAGGCGUGGUUCCGCACGAGCUGGGCCAUUAGACUUCAGGAUAUUGAUGUGGUCAGUGGGAAGAGGGAAAUGGAUGAGCUGUGUGCGCAGGAUGUAGAUCCGGUCCCAAGGAAUGUGUGGCAAAAGAUGUGGUUCUGGAUUGCUUAG